AUGCCCUCAACUCACGAAAAACCGAAACCGUGGGACACGGAUGACGUUGACAAAUGGAAGAUCGACACCUUCACUCCCAAAGAUAAUGUUGGCGGCACAUUUCUCGAAGAAUCGUCAUUCAGCCUGCUCUUCCCAAAAUAUCGCGAGGUUUACCUCAAGGAGGCCUGGCCUUUGGUUACCCGAGCCCUCGAAAAGCACGGAAUUGCCUGCAAGCUCGAUUUGGUGGAGGGUUCUAUGGAAGUCCGGACAACUCGAAAGACGUUUGAUCCCGCUGCCAUCCUCAACGCACGCGACCUCAUUAAGCUCCUGGCUCGCUCUGUACCCGCACCUCAAGCUAUCAAGAUCCUCGAAGACGGUAUUGCCUGCGAUGUGAUCAAGAUACGCAACUUGGUUGGAAGUAAAACGUCAUUUAUCAAGCGUAGACAACGAAUCCUCGGACCCAACGGUUCGACUCUCAAGGCGCUGGAGUUGCUCACAGAAACAUACAUUCUGGUCCAUGGAAACACAGUUUCGGCCAUGGGGCCCUACAAGGGGCUAAAAGAGCUGAGACGAGUUGUGGAAGACUGCAUGGCAAACGUACACCCCGUGUACCACAUAAAAGAAAUUAUGAUCAAGAGAGAGCUUGCAAAGGACCCCGAACUUGCCAACGAGAGCUGGGAUCGCUUCCUCCCCAACUUCAAAAAGAGGUCUCUCAGCCACAGACGUGUUCCCCACAAGGUCACCGACAAGGCCAAGAAGACAUACACACCAUUCCCUCCAGCUCCCGAAAAGAGCAAGGUGGACAAGCAAAUCGAGACUGGCGAGUAUUUCUUGGCCAAGGGCGACAAGAAGCGUGCUUUACACGAGGAGCGCAAGGAGAAUCAGAGCAAGCGAAAGGAGGAGAAGGCAAAGGAGCGAGAGGCCGAGUUUGUCCCGCCGCAAGAGGGCCGUCCCAAGAAGAAGCGCAAGAAGACGGAAGAGUAA
Messenger RNA from Fusarium subglutinans, 963 nucleotides. RefSeq names its product KRR1 small subunit processome component. Gene Ontology annotation, molecular function: RNA binding. Lineage: Eukaryota; Fungi; Ascomycota; Sordariomycetes; Hypocreales; Nectriaceae. Bases 1 to 963 code for a protein of 320 amino acids. Gene Ontology annotation, cellular component: nucleolus; small-subunit processome. The transcript is spliced from 3 exons. The record is from RefSeq and is a predicted model, not a curated record.